AUGACCAUCGAUUACCGACAUGGGAUCUCGAUCCUAGAGCUCAUUGUUUACUCUCCAACUCUCUUCCUUGCUCUCUGGAUGGCAUUGCAUCAUGGUUUCAAAAGAAGCUCGGGCUGGUUUUUUUUCAUCCUAUUUUGUCUUGCCCGCAUUGUUGGCGCAGCAUGCUACUUGGCCACGAUUCACCAUGCUUCCGAUGUUGAUCUAUACAUUACCUGGGCCGUUUGUACUUCACUCGGACUGUCACCCUUACUGUUGGCUUGCAUUGGACUUUUAUCACGAGCAAAUGAUUCUAUUAUGCGAAAGACCGCGAAAGCUCUCCCCCUGGCGGUAUUCCGACUUGUUGGACUAUUUGCACUAGUGGGCGUGAUUUUGAGCGUCGUCGGCGCAACCAAAAACUCCAAUAUUGCCCAUGGCCUUGUCACCACAGAGACGAAGGUCGGGCUCAUCUUCUACCUUGUUGCCUGGAUCGGUGUGUGCGGACUGUUCCUCCUGCUUUUGAAACGAACUGAAAGUAUUGAGGAUGGAGAACAUCGCCUCCUCCUGGCCGUGGGAGUCUCUCUCCCCUUGAUCCUCGUGCGAUUAACCUACUCUUUCAUCUAUAAUUUUGGUCAAAACGCCGAAUUCAAUAUGCUAUCAGGAAAUGUUACAAUUCAGCUUGUGAUGUCUGUCCUACAAGAGCUUUUGGUUGUUCUUGUGUGCCUGGGUAUUGGCCUUACACUUCAAGUACGACCAGCCGCAGAGUACACGCAGCAGUCCAGUGUCUACAGAGGAGAACAGAAUUCAAUGGAGCCUGAGAGCGGCCAUCUACAGGGACAAACGCGUGGACGAGCCCAAAACCCAAAGCGUCGGGGUGGUCCCAUUACGGGACUCAUAAUGUCUAUUGUGGAUGAGGUCAAUACCCGGAGGCAAUGA
Penicillium egyptiacum is the source of this 912-nucleotide messenger RNA. NCBI's taxonomy places the organism in Eukaryota, Fungi, Ascomycota, Eurotiomycetes, Eurotiales, Aspergillaceae. The record is from the annotation of a GenBank genome assembly.